UGGCGGAGACGCCGGGGGCGCGCCAUGUUCAGACGUUCGCAUCUCAAGAUCCUGCUGAUCGGGAACUCGGGGGUCGGCAAGUCGGCCCUGAUGAACCAGUACGUCAACAACCGCUUCAGCACCCGCUACAGAGCCACGAUCGGGGCCGAUUUCCUCAGCAAAGAGCUCACGGUCGACGGACGAACCAUCACAAUGCAGAUCUGGGACACGGCCGGCACAGAGCGGUUCCAGUCGCUGGGGACGGCCCUGUACCGGGGGUCAGACUGCUGCUUCCUCGUGUUCGACGUCACGUCCGCCAGCUCUUUCCAAGCCCUGGAGAAGUGGCACAAACAGCUCUUGCUGCAGAUCGAGCCCGGGGAGGAUGGGCCUUUCCCCAUCGCCGUCAUCGGGAACAAGACGGACCUGGAGAACCGCGAGGUGUCUUCAGAGCAAGGGAAGGAGUGGAGCCGACUUCACAAGGCGGAGUACUUCGAAACCAGCGCCAAGGCGGCCACCAACGUGCAGGAUGUGUUUGAGUGGGCCGCACGGGACGUCCUGAGAAACCGCAGGACGCUCGAGCCUCCUCAGCCCGACUCUGUUCAGCUGGAGACCAGGCAGCCGGAAGGGGCACCCAGGGAGAGAUGCGGCUGCUGA
This is a messenger RNA of Euleptes europaea (tarantolino), 633 nucleotides long. RefSeq names its product ras-related protein Rab-7a-like. The coding region runs from base 25 to 633 and encodes 202 amino acids. Gene Ontology annotation, molecular function: GTP binding; GTPase activity. The transcript is spliced from 5 exons. Gene Ontology annotation, cellular component: phagocytic vesicle; late endosome; lysosome. The record is from RefSeq and is a predicted model, not a curated record. Gene Ontology annotation, biological process: phagosome-lysosome fusion; endosome to lysosome transport. NCBI's taxonomy places the organism in Eukaryota, Metazoa, Chordata, Lepidosauria, Squamata, Sphaerodactylidae.